GACUCCGCUGCGCAUCCAGGAGCGAGUCAGUGCGCACUUACACGCAGCUCCGCAUGCCUGGCGCACGGUGCACGUCCAGCUCGGUGGAUUAGGUGCAAAUGGGGGGAACACUGGGCUGCCACCGCUCUCUCCCGGCCGCGGACCCGGCGGAGCAGCAGCAGCGCGGCCGCAAGUUCAGUGCCACAUGCAGCUUCGCGCACAGCCAGGCGCCCAGCCUGAGCUACAGCAGCCCAGCGCGCCUGGACGUGAACGCGGCCAGCGAGGAGGAGCUCAUGACCUUACCGGGGGUGACGCGGACCGUGGCGCGUGCCAUGGUGGAGCACCGCGCGCGCAUCGGCGGCUUCAGGAGGGUGGAAGACGUGGCGCUGGUGAGCGGCGUCGGAGCCGCGAUGCUGCACCGCAUCAGACCCGAGAUCUGCGUCUCCGGCCGGGGCAGCGAGCGCCACGAGCACCGCCGUCACCCGUCCGUGACGCACGCCGGCACCCCGGGGUAUUACCCCAACUCUCCGGGCUCGUGCAGGUGCACGUGCCUGCACCUGCCCCCGGGCGGACCCCCGCAGAUCCCCUCCGACCGGCCGCACCGGGAGCCUCCGCCGUGCGCCCGCGACGGUAAGCCCGUGAUCCGGGUGGCCACGUGGGACCUGCAGCGCUGCUCCAGCGACAAGGCCAACAACCCCGGGGUCAAAGAGGUGGUCUGCAGGACCCUGCUGGAGCGUGAUAUUAAGCUGCUGGCGGUUCAGGAUCUGGCUAAUCGAGAAGCUCUGGACAAGUUCUGCGCCGAGCUGAAUCAGCACACUCUCUCCAGCGUUUGUAAUUGGGAAGGUCCUCGAGGAGUCUGGAAAUGUGCUGCAUCGGAAAAACCCACCGGUGAAUCCUCCACGGGUCCGGAAUAUUCCGGUUUCCUCUGGGACGCCUCAGCCGGAGUUCAUCUGGAGGAAACGCUGGUUCUGGAUGGUGUCGUGGCGAACGGGAAUGGGAACGGGAACGGGAGCGACGCCCAGCCCAAAGCCUUCCUCGGACGCUUUUACGUCGGCUCGUCGGAUCUGACUGUGGUGAACGUUCACCUGAAAGCUCCAGCGCAGCAGAAGCAGCAGAACGGACGCAGCCACAAAUCGGAGCAGCGUAAAGCACCGCGACUGAGCCCUGCGGUCAAGGAGACCCUGAAAGGAGUGAAGAACGUGGUGGUGGUGGGUGGCUUUGGUCUUCCACCGGACAGCGCCGAGUUCGAGUCUCUGAAGAAGGAGAAGCUGAGCGCACUCGUGUCCUCCUCCAUCUACACCAACAUCAGCACCAGGUCACCGCAGGGCUCCAGCUGUGUGGACAACAUCUGGGUCAGUCGCUCCAUCAAGAAGAUCUAUGCAGGUCAUUGCUCGGUGGUGCGGGAGGGCCUGACCAACCCCUGGAUCCCUGAUAACUGGUCGUGGGGGGGCGUGGCGUCGGAGCACUGCCCCGUCGUGGCCGAGUUUUACACCACGUACGUGAACGAGAAGACGCCGAAGGAGCCGCCGCACAACGGGAACAGCGUGGCGGCGGUGGAGCGGGGCGACGUCACACCCAAACACGAACGGUGACCCUGACGCGGUCGGGGUGCUCGUUACCGAGGAGAGGGGGCGUGACCCGCCCGAUCUUAUGCAAUGACAUCAUCAGGACAGGAGCGAUGAUGCGUACAGAGAGACGGACUGAGAGUGGCGCGUUCAGCUGAUGUACAGUAGAAAAUGAUGUAGAAUUUAGAAUUAAUUUUAAAAGAUUCGCAUAUUUAAAUAUAUAUAUAAAUAUAUAAAUAUAAAUCUAUAUAUGAGUGUGUUGAAAAUAAAUGACACAUGCCAAAA
Messenger RNA from Trichomycterus rosablanca, 1829 nucleotides. It is a transcript of the gene eepd1, whose product is annotated as endonuclease/exonuclease/phosphatase family domain containing 1. Lineage: Eukaryota; Metazoa; Chordata; Actinopteri; Siluriformes; Trichomycteridae. Gene Ontology annotation, cellular component: plasma membrane. Bases 99 to 1571 code for a protein of 490 amino acids. The transcript is spliced from 7 exons. The record is from RefSeq and is a predicted model, not a curated record.